GAUGCGCUAGCAAAUGACAUGACUCUAGGCAACAUUCCUACAAUCAUUCCUUCUACACCUUAUGCCCUCUGUCCACGUUUAAACGAGUAUGCGGAGGGCAGCUCAUGGAGGACUUGGGCUUGUGAUACCACAUACAUCGAACAGGGAGAUUUUGAGAAGGGUAUGAUGUUUGAUAACAAGGAAUCGUUGUUGGAAGCUAUCAGAGUGUAUCAUAUUGGGAGAAAUGUGCAGUACAGAACGGAGACCUUGAACCAAACUGUCCUUUCCUUGAAGUGCAAGCGGGGUUGUUCCUGGAAACUUAGAGCUACGUUUGACUCUAAUAUAUCUUCAUGGCGUAUUGUUACCUAUAAGGGUAAGCACGGUUCUUGUGUAUUGGGUAGUGACAGUGUGUCGGCUGGACACAUUCACCUGACAUCUUCUGUCAUUAACAAUGUUAUUAGAAAUUGUGUUGCUAAAGACCCAUCCAUUAAGGUAUCUGUCGUACGUCAGAUGGUUAAAGAUCGCUUUGGUGUGGAUGUGAAUUAUAAGAGAGCGUGGUGUGCAAAGCAACAAGCUUUGUUAUCCAUUUACGGGACAUGGGAAGGUUCUUACUCAUUCCUUCCACGCUUUUUAGAAGCUUUGCAACAUUCCAACCCGGGGUUAGUAUUUGAGUGGUAUUUUAAGGAGGACAAUGACAUUGGUGUAUAUGUGAGACCUAAUAUUAGGACCUUCCAACGUGUCUUUUGGGCCUUUAAACCUUCCAUUGAAGGCUUCAGUUAUUGUAAACCUCUUAUUGCCAUUGACGGCACACACUUGUAUGGUAAAUAUUGCCAUACCUUAUUGACUGCCAUUGCCCAAGAUGGUGAUAAGGGAAUCUUUCCAUUGGCCUUCGCAUUGGUAGAGAAGGAGAACAUAAGUGCAUGGUCCUGGUUCAUGUCCUGUAUUCGUAAGCAUGUCACACAGAGGAUGGGGUUAUGCGUUAUUUCUGAUAGACACGCUGGUAUUUUAGCAACCAUGGAAGAGCCGGAGUGGCAACCACCUAAUGCUUAUCAUAGGUUUUGCUUACGCCAUUUGCUUAGCAACUUUAAUCGUGCUAUGGGUAAUGUUCGGUUGAAGAAAUUGUUUGGUAAAACAGCUGAGCAAAGACAACAAGUUAAGUUAAUGAAUGGUCUAAAGGCAAUUGCGACUGCAAAACGAGAGGCAAUUUUCUGGAUUGAUGACGUGGGUGAUAUGUCUAAGUGGUCAUUGUGUCAUGAUGGAGGUCAUAGGUAUGGCGUUACUAACACGAACUUAGCUGAAGUUUUCAACUAUGUGAUGAAGGGUGUACGUUUCUUACCUUUGACAACACUAGUUGAAUUCAGCUUCUAUCGGGUUAACGAUUAUUUUGUUCAAAGGCGUGAACGUGCUAGCGCAUGGUUACUUGGAGGACACAUGUACACAGUGCAUGCCACUAGAAUUAUCAAUAGAAAUACUGAAAAGGCAAAUUUUCAUGAGAUAAUCGCAUUUGAUUACAGUAGUGGCGUAUUUGAAGUUAAGACCGGGAGGGGUACUAGAGGAUCGUCCAAGGGGGGAAGAUUCAACAAGUUGACUUGAAUCAAGGGAAGUGCACAUGUAACAAACUUGAGAUAUACCACCUUCCUUGUUCACACAUACUUGCUGUGUGCAUCAAACAACACCUUUCAUUUGGGAGGUUCGUGGAUCCGUGCUAUACUAGUCAAAGUUAUGCAAGUACAUACGAACAUUACUUCAUGCCAAUAUGGGUUGGUACAGGGCAUUCCACCGCCUUGUGACACUGAACCCUAGCUGCACCUAAUUUCGCGAAGAAAUCAAGCUGGGGCAAACUGGAUGGAGAUCAACGGGCGCCACAUCGCUCGUUGGGAUCAUAGACUUGAGCUGUUGGCACAAGGUGCGCCGAUCGAUAUUGUCGGCGCACCUACUACACCUGACUAUAUGCCAUGGUUCCUCUCCAUCACGCGCCGAUGGAUGACACCACGUGCCAUCUUGGAAGCAGCACAUUACGCACCUGCUGCGCCUACGAUGACCCAAUUUGCACAAGGUGCGUCAAACGUGAUGCGGUACAGCCAGGAGGAGCUAGUGAGGGAGAUUGCGCAUGGCAUGCUCUUCGGCUCGCAGUUCCAGCACUUCAUACCGGAAGUCGCUCCACAGCACUCACCGACUACCUCCC
Messenger RNA from Amaranthus tricolor (Joseph's coat), 2164 nucleotides. RefSeq lists its product as uncharacterized. Lineage: Eukaryota; Viridiplantae; Streptophyta; Magnoliopsida; Caryophyllales; Amaranthaceae. The record is from RefSeq and is a predicted model, not a curated record. The transcript is spliced from 2 exons. The coding region runs from base 19 to 1572 and encodes 517 amino acids.